AUGUCUCAGGAUAAAUUGUUGGUAGAGGCUGCGGAGAUUGGCUCAAUCUACAAGAUACGAAUCGGUCAUGAUGGGAAGGGCAUUGGGGAUGGCUGGUACCUGGAGAAUGUCACAAUUAAACGGAUGGUAAAAAAGGUUCAGGAUAAUGAGUGGAAAAGGAAGAAAAAAAAGAAAUCUGGUGAGGAAGAAGACGAGGAGUCUGUGCCAGAAGAAGAAAUGGAAGUCUAUAACUUUGUGGCCCAGCGCUGGUUGGCUAAAGAUGAAGGGGAUAAGGAGAUAGUUGUGGAGCUGGUACCAGAGGAAGGAUCUGAACUUGAGGAGAAUUCAUAUGAAGUCCAUGUCUUCACUGGGACUGUAUGGGGAGCUGGGACUGAUGCUAAUGUGUACGUGAACAUAUACGGUGAAGAAAAAGGUGAUACCGGGGAGCGUCAUCUGAAAAGAUCCAAUAACAUGAACAAGUUUGAGAAGGGCCAGGAGGAUGUAUUCACUAUCAAGGCCAUCGAUCUGGGACCACUGAAGAAAAUCCGGAUCCGUCACGACGACUCUGGUACAAACCCAAGCUGGUACUUGGAGAGGGUGGAGGUUGUCGAUCUCAAUGCAAGCACCACGUAUUAUUUCCCAUGCCAGCGGUGGUUGGCAGUGGGGGAAGACGAUGGGCAGAUUGUGAGGGAACUGGUUCCAGUGGCUGAAGCGUUUGUAAAGAAAGAUGUGAGCAGCGAAGACCAGUCUCCUACAUCAUUGGGCCUGGAGCAGAAAGCUAAAUCGACGACUUAUAUUGUGAGAGUCAGAACCGGGGACAGGAAGCAUUCUGGGACAGAUGCCAAUGUCUUCAUAAUACUCUAUGGGACAAAAGAUGACACAGGAAUAAUGAGCCUUAAGUCCUCAAAGACUUACAAGAACAAAUUUGAGCGAGGGCAGAUUGAUGAGUUUACACUGGAAGCUGUGGACCUUGGACACUUGAAGAAAAUAAAGAUUGGCCAUGACAAUAAAGGUAACUGCACUGGAUGGUUUCUGGAAUGGGUGGAAAUCGAUGCCCCAUCAUUUGGAAAAUGCCUGAUGUUCCCUAGUGGUCGCUGGCUGGAUAAACUGGAGGAUGAUGGACGCACUGAGAGAAUUAUCUUCCCUGCACCGCUGCAGACGAGGGAAUAUGUGCCAUUCGUCCCUUACGAGAUCACAGUAUACACCAGUGACAUCUUUGGAGCUGGCACUGAUGCCGAUGUCUUCAUUGUUCUGUAUGGAAAUACCGGGAUCUCUACUCGACAGAAGUCCCUGUGCCUCAACAAGAGGGAGCGAAAGAUGUACUUUGAGAGGAACUCAGUGAACCAGUUCAUUGUGGAGCUGGAGGACGUUGGCGACUUUAUUGAGAAGAUACGGAUAGGGCACAAUGGCGCUGGGAUUAAUCCCGGCUGGCAUUUAGAUCGGGUGGAUAUUCGGAGACUUCUGCCGAACGGAAAGGGUUCAGAAACCAUUACGUUUCCAUGCGAAAGGUGGCUUGCAAAAUCUGAAGAUGAUGGUGAGACCAUAAGAGAACUGGUACCAUCCGAUAUCUUCACUGAAAAGCUCACAAAAGAUGGGAAACUCAAGCAGAUAGAACAGGAAGUGGAAGAACCCCUGGAGGUUCAUACAUACGGGAUAAGCGUUUUCACCGGAGAUGUGUACGGUGCUGGGACGGAUGCAAAUGUUUACCUGACUAUAUAUGGAGACCUAGGGGACACUGGAGAGAGGAAACUCAGCAAGUCUGAAACAAACAUGAACAAAUUUGAAAGAGGCCAGGAGGACGUGUUCACACUGCAGGCAGUGGACCUCGGCCUUGUGUACAAGAUCAAGAUCUGUCAUGACAAUGCCAUGCUGAAUCCGGAGUGGUACCUGGACAAAGUGGAGAUUACAGAUGAAGAUACAGAAGAAGUGUUUGUGUUCCUGUGUGAACGCUGGCUCUCUAAAAAGAAGGAGGACAAGAAGAUAGAGCGGAUACUUUACGAACAGAACUAUGAAGGCAAACGGGGCAGCCUGGAUGGUGCCGAUCUCAGCCUGAGCAGCCAAGACAGCAACGCAAACAUGAAGGAGAUGAAGAAACCCAGCUUGGUCGAGAGCAUACAGGAAGGGUUAUUGAUUCCAUAUCAUGUCACACUCACGACUGGCAUAGAGCCCGGCGCGAGCACUGACAGCCGAGUUUACAUCAUCAUUAUGGGGCCGCAGAAAGUGCAAACAGACAGGCUGUGGCUGGAUCUUACGGAAGACAAGGAUGAGUUCGCAGAUGGCUCCGUAGAGAAGUUCUCUGUUUGGGGAGCAGAUGUUGGGGAGCUUAAAAACGUGGAGGUGGGGCACGAUGGUGGCACACCAGAAAGCGCUUGGCUGGUGGAGGAAAUGACACUGGUUGUGCCCACAAAAGGUGUCAUGUAUAACUUUGUCUGCAACUGUUGGUUGGCCAGAGAUAAAGGGGAUGGGCGCACGUCACGGGUCUUCAACAUAGUGGAUGCCGACUGCAUUAACAUUGGUCUCAAGGUUCUCUAUGAAGUUACAGUUGUGACUGGAGACCACCAAGGUGCUGGCACUGACACCAGUAUUUAUAUGACUCUUUUUGGAUCGAAUGGGAGCACUGAGGAGAUGCAGCUGGACAAAAAUGGAGACAGAUUUGAGAGAGCCCAGGAGGACAGUUUUGUCAUGGAGAUCAAUGAUAUUGCACCGCUUCGGAAGAUGAGGAUUCGAACCGAUGGAAAUGGGAGUCGUCCGGACUGGUUCCUAGAGAAGAUCCUCAUGAAGAACCUGACUAAUCAAGAAGUCACCACAUUUACGUACAGUGAAUGGCUGUCAAAGGUCCACCAUCCUAAAGGAGCUCUCAUGUGUGAGAUGCCAGGUGUGAUAGAUGAUGAGCAGAUGAUGGAGGAUACAACCUACACUGUUCAGGUUAAAACCAGUGAUGUUAUAGGAGCUGGUACAGAUGCCAAUGUCUACUUGAUUAUCUUUGGAGAGAGUGGGGACACUGGGACCCUUCCACUGAAGGAAUCUAAUAAGUCUAACAAGUUUGAAAGGAACCAGAUGGAUAUCUUUGAGUUUAAUGACAUGCUGAGCCUGGGAGAGCUCUGUAAGGUGCGAGUCUGGCAUGACAACAAAGGGAUUGCACCUGGGUGGCACUUGGAAUAUAUUGAGGUCAUCGAUUCUGCCAUGGAUGAGACCUUCCGCUUCCAGUGUGAUCGCUGGCUGGCGAAGAGCGAAGAUGAUGGGCAGCUCAUCAGAGAACUGGCUUGUGCCAACAACGACAUCCUGGAGGAGAAGGAACGUACCACGUACGAGAUCGUCACCAUAACAAGCAACAAAGAGAAUUCAGAAACCAAAGACGAUGUCUGGAUCAUCUUAGAAGGAAGGAAGUGCCGCUCAAAAGAAUUUGUCUUGGAAAAUUCUCCGAAGAGAAAGAGAUUUGGAAGAGGAGCAACAGACAUUUUUCAGUUUUCUUCAAAGAAUGUUGGUAGCAUCGCCGCCAUCUGCGUUGGUCACUGUCCAAAAGAUGGAAAAAAGUCUAGUGCAAAAGCUGAUGUGUACUGGCAUGUCGAAGAGAUAAUCGUAACAGAGAUGGAACUUUGCAACAAGUUCUUCUUCAGGUGCAAUGCAAAAAUCCCGCUGCGUCACAAGAAGAGCGACUACAGAGUCUUUGAGUGUGCCAAGACCGUAGAGAGUUUCGCCAGCAAGACCCGGAGUUUGGUGCCAGUCAAAUACGAGGUCAUCGUGACAACUGGGUUUGAAAAAGGAGCCGGCACCGAUGCCAACGUCUUUGUUAUCGUCUUUGGCGUCAAUGGAGAUUCGGGCAAGCGGGCGCUCAAAAACAAGCUCUGGAACCUCUUUGAACGUGGCAGAACCAAUAGGUUUUACCUGGAAACCCUGGACUUGGGAGAGCUGAAAAAAGUCCGGAUUGAGCAUGACAACAGUGGCAUGGCGAGCAGCGGCUGGUUGCUGGAGCGAGUGGAGAUCACCAACUCAGCUACUGGAGUCAGCACAAUAUUUCCUUGUGGGAAGUGGCUGGAUGAAAAUCGAGGAGAUGGUUUAAUCUGGAGGGACCUCUUUCCCAGACAGUAGGCGUACGGCUGGGUAGGCAAGCGGGGCAUGAGCCUUAGGUGCUGCCUUAGGAGAGGGGUGCUGGCAUGGAGCUAGGGGGGAACCUCACCCUCCUAUGCCUCUCCUGCUGUCCCUGCACCCUUCACUGUCCGGCUUCACAGCGAGGGCAUACUGACACCAAAAAAAGGCAGUGACAUCUUUCCCACAGCAGCAAACCUCCAGCUGCCCCUGCUGCACCAACUGCCUCUGCCAUCACCAUCCGGGGCUUAGCACCAGCCAGUUACUCCUCUCUUCCCCGGGAUGAACAGGGCCGAGCCUGCAGCCUUUGAAAGGAGCUGCACAGAAGACUUUUCAUACUUCCCUGCAGAUGCAUUUCCUUAUUCGCUUGUUCCACACAUUUAUAUUAUGUUUUAAUUUGUAAACCACUGUAUUUUAUAUUUAAAGGUUUUCAUUGGGAAUAUAUGUACUGCUUGGUUUCAUGUUUUAUAAAGCUAAUGGCACUUUUUUUAUGCAUAGCUAAAGCCAUGAAUGGCACAUUUUUUUCCUGUUUUGUGAGUAUA
Gavialis gangeticus (Gharial) is the source of this 4607-nucleotide messenger RNA. RefSeq names its product lipoxygenase homology domains 1 (gene LOXHD1). Gene Ontology annotation, molecular function: protein binding. Bases 1 to 4068 code for a protein of 1355 amino acids. The transcript is spliced from 24 exons. The record is from RefSeq and is a predicted model, not a curated record. NCBI's taxonomy places the organism in Eukaryota, Metazoa, Chordata, Crocodylia, Gavialidae.